GGAAAUUGUUCCGAGUCUAUCCUAAACAUCGAAACAUCAGACAACCUUUCAUGACUUGUCUGGUCUGAACUGCGUCUAUUGGAACUGGUAAAGAGCUCUUAACACGCUCUCCGAACCUGCUCUCAUCCUCCUUACAGACAUCAUCUUCUCUCUAGCUCUCUCCUCCUUCCCAUCUCUUCCCGGUUUGCAGAAUCGCCAGGACGAAACAAGCCCCUCCCUCCCUCCCCAACCUUCACAGCACCAUAUCUCCCGACCACCACAUCUCCAAACAUGACUCCUACAGCUAUCAUUGCCCCGUCGAUACUGAGCGCCGACUUUGCGGCGUUGGGGCAAGCAUGCUCAAAAACAAUUGGUGAGGGGGCAGACUGGCUACAUGUCGAUAUUGUACGUUUCCGUCCAGUCCCGCCGUGAAGCCAAUCCACCUAUCAAUCCAUAUCCCAAGACUAUCAAAUCCUCACAAAGAAAAGAUCGUUAGGCUGACAAGCUCUGAGAAAUAGAUGGACGGUCACUUCGUACCCAAUAUCACCUUUGGCGCCCCUGUUGUCUCCAAGAUCCGGUCACACGUCGAACGGCCCAAGACAGCCAAUGGCAAAGGCACCUUUGAUUGCCAUAUGAUGAUUUCAGAGCCACACCGAUGGGCCAGCACAUUUCGAGAUGCCGGCUGCGACCUGUACUGUUUCCACUACGAAGCCGCCGUGUCGUCGGUUGCAGCCACUCAACCUGAAGACAAAGAUACACAACGGCCUACCUCGCCAAAAGAGCUCAUCAAAUACAUCCAUUCUCUCGGCAUGCAGGCUGGUAUUGCCAUCAAACCUGACACCAGUGUUGAUGUACUGUGGGACAUUCUAGAGAAUGAUAACAAAGACGAACUUCCUGAUAUGGUCCUUGUCAUGACAGUGUACCCCGGCUUUGGCGGGCAGAAGUUUAUGGCCAGCGAAUUACCCAAAGUGACGGCGCUACGACAGAAAUACCCAGACCUCAACAUCGAGGUCGACGGCGGCCUGGGCGAGGGCACCAUCGACCAAGCUGCGGAUGCUGGAGCCAAUGUCAUCGUUGCUGGAAGUGCUGUCUUUGGCGCCAAGGAUCCUGCCCAAGUGAUCAGUAUCUUGAGAGAAGCAGUUGAGAAGAGAAGAUCAGCAACCGAGGGAAAAUUAUGAUGAUCGAGUGUGAGAUGACCUGGUGUCGUGUAUACCCCCGAAAGAUGAGAAAUAUAGAGACAUACCCAAGACAAAUUGGGACCAUGAACAGACUAGGAAUUGAGAUGAGCAGGAUAGGCAAAGAAUGAUCCAUAGCCAAUUCAAUAACCAUCCUUUCCCGUGACUA
Messenger RNA from Exophiala mesophila, 1323 nucleotides. Its product is annotated as ribulose-phosphate 3-epimerase, variant. The coding region runs from base 498 to 1157 and encodes 219 amino acids. The record is from RefSeq and is a predicted model, not a curated record. The transcript is spliced from 3 exons. Gene Ontology annotation, cellular component: cytosol. Gene Ontology annotation, molecular function: metal ion binding; D-ribulose-phosphate 3-epimerase activity. Lineage: Eukaryota; Fungi; Ascomycota; Eurotiomycetes; Chaetothyriales; Herpotrichiellaceae. Gene Ontology annotation, biological process: pentose-phosphate shunt, non-oxidative branch; pentose-phosphate shunt; carbohydrate metabolic process.